Messenger RNA from Mucor velutinosus, 537 nucleotides. RefSeq lists its product as uncharacterized. Gene Ontology annotation, molecular function: adenine phosphoribosyltransferase activity; adenine binding; AMP binding. Gene Ontology annotation, biological process: AMP salvage; adenine salvage. The record is from RefSeq and is a predicted model, not a curated record. Bases 1 to 537 code for a protein of 178 amino acids. NCBI's taxonomy places the organism in Eukaryota, Fungi, Mucoromycota, Mucoromycetes, Mucorales, Mucoraceae. The transcript is spliced from 4 exons. Gene Ontology annotation, cellular component: cytoplasm.
AUGAGCAACCACGACAUUGAACGCAUCAAGAGCUUGCUUGGUACACACGAGGAUUUUCCUCAAAAGGGUAUUGUGUUCAAGGACAUGUUCCCUGUUUUCCAAGACCCCACUGCUGUCGAAGCUCUCAUCUGUAACAUCGUUCAUCACAUCAACUCUACCUAUACCGAAAAUAUCGAUGCUGUUGUUGGUCUCGAUGCUCGUGGUUUCUUGUUUGGCCCUUUGAUUGCCCUUCGUUUGGGUGCUGCUUUCGUUCCCGUUCGUAAGCAAGGCAAGUUGCCUGGAGAGUGUGCCCAAGCUACCUAUGUCAAGGAGUACGGAGAGGAUGUUUUUGAGAUCCAAAAGUCUGCUCUUAAGGAAGGCCAAAAUGUCAUUGUCAUUGAUGAUUUGAUUGCCACUGGUGGUUCUGCUGCUGCUGCUGGUGAACUCAUCAAGAAGUGCAAUGCCAAGACCAUUGAGUACGUCUUUGUGAUGGAACUUGACUUCUUGAACGGCUCCAAGGUCUUGGAUGCUCCCGUUUACUCUUUGAUUCACUUGUAA